UGCCAGCGUUACUGAACCUCCAAAAGUACCUUUAAAACAGUUUCCAUGACUCCCUGGCACUUUCGACCAACAUGAACUCGACAUGUGGCAUCCUUGUGCUUUGAGCACUCUUCUUGUUCCAUAUCGCUCAAGUUUAAUUUCCAGUAUAAAUAAGAGCUAGUCCUUGCUACACCAAUUUGCUAAGACUCCUCUGGAUAUGCAUUAAGCCUUACCCAUAAUAUUCUUCCUUCUUCUAUUUCACUCUCAUCCAUUUAUCUCAAAAACUAUAAAUUCUGAAGUUGAAGUUUUUGUCUAUUUACAGAAACAACUUAUCAGCAUUUUGUGGUCCUUUCCACAUUGGCACAUUCACAAGAGUGAAAAAUUCAAGGACUUUAACCCCUCAUGGAUCUCAUUCGUGUGUUUUUCACUCUAUGGUUUACUUUGAUACUUUUGAACCAUAAUUUUGGAAAUGUGGAGGGAAGAUACCACCAUCACACCAAGCAGAAGAAAGUUUCCACUGCUCCUAAUGAUUCUUCUGAUUCUCCAAGUGUUCCUUCCGACCCUUCAGCUUCACCACCUUCUAAUUCUCCUAGUCCUUCUAAUUCUCCCAGUGUUCCUUCUGACCCUUAUCCAAAUGAUAACCAAACUUCCUCUUCUGACUGUGUUUUCGAUGUGAGAUCCUUUGGGGCUGUUGGAGAUGGCUGUGCUGAUGACACACGUGCAUUCAGAGCAGCAUGGAAAGCAGCAUGUGCUGUGGACUCUGGGAUUGUUCUUGCUCCAGAAAACUACAGCUUUAAAAUCACUUCAACUAUUUUUUCAGGUCCAUGCAAGCCAGGAUUGGUAUUCCAAGUGGAUGGAACACUAAUGGCACCAGAUGGACCAAAUUCGUGGCCAGAAGCAGAUAGCCGCAAUCAAUGGCUUGUAUUUUAUCGACUUGACCAAAUGACUCUUAAUGGUACAGGAACCAUUGAAGGGAAUGGAGACAAAUGGUGGGAUCUCCCCUGCAAGCCUCACAGGGGUCCCAAUGGAAAAACUUUGUCAGGGCCAUGUGGUAGUCCUGCUAUGAUACGGUUCUUCAUGAGCUCCAAUUUGAAGGUGAAGGGGUUGAAAAUUCAAAACAGUCCUCAGUUCCACAUGAUAUUCAAUGGCUGCCAAGGAGUACUGAUCGAUAAGCUCUCCAUUUCUUCACCAAAACUCAGCCCCAACACCGAUGGAAUCCAUGUAGAAAAUUCCAAAUAUGUUGGGAUAUAUAAUUCCAUGAUAAGCAAUGGUGACGAUUGCAUUUCAAUUGGACCCGGGUCCUCAAACGUGGACAUAGCUGGUUUAACUUGUGGUCCUAGCCACGGGAUUAGCAUAGGAAGCCUUGGAGUGCACAACUCCCAGGCAUGUGUGUCCAACUUAACUGUCCGUGACAGCAUCAUAAGGGAAUCAGACAACGGACUCAGAAUCAAGACAUGGCAAGGUGGAAUGGGAUCAGUGUCAAGUCUGAGAUUCGAGAACAUCCAAAUGGAGAACGUUGGAAACUGCAUCAUAAUAGAUCAAUACUACUGUUUGUCAAAGGAAUGUCUAAACCAGACUUCAGCUGUGCAUGUGAAUGAUGUGUCCUACAGCAACAUAAAGGGAACCUACGAUGUGAGAACUGCUCCUAUUCACUUUGCUUGCAGUGACACUGUUGCCUGCACAAACAUAACACUCUCUGAGGUUGAGCUUUUGCCAUUCGAAGGAGCAUUGCUGGAUGACCCUUUUUGCUGGAAUGCUUAUGGGACACAAGAGACCUUGACUAUACCUCCAAUUAAUUGCUUAAGGGAGGGUGACCCUGAAACAGUGGGCGAUCUUUCUGAAUAUCAAUGCAGUUAAUUAAACAUGUGUUGCAUUAAUUUUGGUACCUUAUAGAUAGAAAUAGAAAAUCUAUUAUAUAGUAUCAUAUAUCAUAUAUAUACUACACGUAUAGAGUUUAGAUAUAUAUCCAUUAUUAUUAUGUGUUGUUGAUGAUUGCGGUCCUCUAUAAAUUAUCUUUUAGGAUUCGUCCCUAUUUGGGUGUGUUAUUCCCAUAUUGUGCGAUGAGAUGCAGAAAUCGGUCCCUUUUUGGGCCUACACUGUAAUAGCUAGCUUGAUUGAACAUUUAUAUAUUAUAUGGCUAAAAUUAUAUACCAUUUUUGUUGCUAA
Molecule: messenger RNA, 2145 nt
Organism: Glycine soja
Lineage: Eukaryota; Viridiplantae; Streptophyta; Magnoliopsida; Fabales; Fabaceae
Product: polygalacturonase At1g48100-like
Exons: 6
Coding region: 382-1836 (484 amino acids)
Biological process (GO): carbohydrate metabolic process
Molecular function (GO): polygalacturonase activity
Source: RefSeq, a predicted model, not a curated record